CCCCCGUCGUCCUCGCCCCUCCUGCAGCCGCCUUCCCCCUACUCGCCGGCGGCCGUGGCCAGCUUGGCGGCGGUGGUGGGCUUCCUCAUCGUCUUCACCAUCGUGGGCAACGUGCUGGUGGUCAUAGCCGUGCUCACCAGCCGGGCACUGAGAGCCCCCCAGAACCUCUUCCUGGUGUCCCUGGCCAGCGCAGACAUCCUGGUGGCUACUCUGGUCAUGCCUUUCUCCUUAGCCAACGAGCUCAUGAAUUACUGGUACUUCGGCAAGGCUUGGUGUAACAUUUACCUGGCGCUGGAUGUGCUCUUCUGCACCUCCUCCAUCGUCCACCUGUGCGCCAUCAGCCUCGACAGGUAUUGGUCUGUCACGCAGGCGGUGGAGUACAACCUCAAACGGACCCCCCGGCGGAUCAAGGCCAUCAUCCUCACUGUCUGGCUCAUUUCAGCCGUCAUCUCCUUCCCGCCGUUGAUCUCCAUGUACCGGGAGCCUGAGGGAGGUGUCUUUCCCCAGUGCAAGCUCAACGACGAGACGUGGUACAUCCUUUCUUCUUGCAUUGGCUCUUUCUUUGCCCCCUGCCUCAUCAUGGUGUUGGUCUAUAUCCGCAUCUACCGCGUGGCCAAGCUGAGGACCAGGACCCUCUCUGAGAAGCGUACAAUGCCGGAGGGGUCCUCCCAGACUGAGAAUGGCUUGAGCCGGGCUGCUAGGGGCUGCACUUCCCUGAGGAUGCAGCUGGGAGAGAACGGACAUUAUUCAGUGCACCAGUGGCGCAAAGCCUCUGAGCUGGAGGACAUUGAGCUGGAGGAGAGCAGCACCUCAGAGAGCAGACGGAGGCGGAGUCGGGAGGAGCAUCCCCGCAAAAGCAGCAAGAGCCAGUCCUUCUCCUACUCAUAUUCCUCCAAGCACUCUAGUAGCCGUCUGUCCCGCUCUAGCAGCCGCUCCAUGCAGUUCUUCUCAUAUCGCCGUCGCCGGAAGCGCAGCAGCAUCUGCCGUAAGAAAGUCACCCAGGCCCGGGAGAAACGCUUCACUUUUGUGCUGGCUGUGGUGAUGGGGGUCUUUGUAGUUUGCUGGUUCCCUUUCUUCUUCAGUUACAGCCUCUAUGGCAUUUGCCGGGAGGCAUGUGAGAUCCCUGAGACUCUCUUCAAGUUCUUCUUCUGGAUUGGGUAUUGCAAUAGCUCCCUCAACCCAGUCAUCUACACCAUCUUCAACCAGGACUUUCGCAGGUCCUUUAAACACAUACUCUUCAAGAAGAAGAAGAAGAACUUCCGGCAUUGAGCUGGAGGGAUAGGGGGAAAGGAUUUGCCUUGAACAGAAGCGGAGUUAAAAGAAGGCAAAGGGCUCUGUGCUGAAAAACAAGGGAGAGAAGGGUUUGUGCUGAGACAGUAGGAAGUGGGCUCACCCCCUCAGAGAUGCUGAGUGGUGGUCUGGGGCAUGGGGACUGAAGGGUCGGGGAGGCUGAGGAUGUUCAUCCUGGUGUGGAAUGGUGACAGGAGCUGUGCUGCAGUCUGGAUGGGAAAACUGGGAAGGGGGCGAUUUCCUUUGAACCCUGAGGGAGAACGUGGGGAAUUCCUAGAGGAAGGUGGGGUAACACACUGAGUUUGGGAGGCAGUGACCUCGCAUGGGCUCUAGAAUUUUGUGGGAAACAAAGCAAAAACAUCAAGAGGAAAGGAUUAAGUGGUACUGGUGGUGGAAUAGCAGAUUUGGGUAUUUAUACAUGGAGCAGCUGGGGUCUCUGAUGGGCUUGUCCCAGUAAGAAAUUGGCUUUUACUGGUUACAUAGGGGAAAAAUGCUAGGUAUCAGGCACUAACAGUCUUUUGAGUUAUGAAAAGAUUUAAAUGUUUGCCAAAAAAAAAACCUAAGGAACAAUCCAAACUCUUUUCUAAAUAAACCUUUUUACUGUUAAAACCUUCUGAAUGGUGAUUUUACACAGGGCUUAAGUCAAACACGAAGCAGGGGGUUUUCUUUUUCUUUGAAGAAGUCUUGGUAUAUGGAGCUGGAUGGGAAAUGUUUUUCCCGUCUUCCCAGAAUUUUCCAUUUGUCAGUUGCACAAACCUGGGAAUUUUGAACUUUUUCAUGAAAAAAUAUGAAAAACAGCACAUGCACCCCAUGACCUCAUUGGUCCUUCCUCCUGCUGGAUUGCCAGGCAGCAAAUUCCUGCUCCAUCACUCAGAUCAGUGGCCUGAGCACUUCGCUAUCUUGGGGCAGGUAGCUUGCCUGGACGUAAGGGGGACCUUUCUUAAACCAACUUCCAUUCAAACCAAAUCAUUUUGGUGAACUGAACUAACAUUUUCUGAGGAAAAAAAUUCAAUUUUCCAACCAGCUCAACUUGUAUAUGCCCUGGGGAACUUUCUUCCCCCACUCCUUUUAGGUCUCCCCUCAGAAGGGCUCAUCUCAGGGGCUGGAUGGGUGCUGCUCUCAUUCUCAGACAGGCAGUUGGACAUAGUCUGCUAUGCAGAUGUUUAGAGGAAGAGCAAUCACCACACAACUAGAGUCUUUAAAUCCUUCAUAUUUACAAUCUUAGAGCAACUAAAUCCUUUAUAUUUAUUUUUUUAAUGAGAAACAUACAUUGCGGAUUGUCAGUGGCAUAUGUGAACAAAUCUCAAAUGAAAGUAGAGCUGUUCCCAACCUUUAAUAUUAAUGCUGCUUUCUUUCCUUUUCCCUGUUUGUAUUUCUAGUUUGUGACUUCAGAUUAUUUGGGGGCAGGGGGAAGGAGGCAAAAGAGUUUGUAUAAUUAUUAAAGCAAACUUUUUCCUGUAGAUUUAUAGCAUGUCAUAAACUGAUGAGUAGAAUGAGGGACAAGGUGGUGUCUGUACAUUCAUCACUGAAUGCAGACUGAGUGUAAGAUUCAGCUGAACAUUUACAUCCCCUCUCUAGCUGUACUGCUAUAAGGUGUGUGUUCUGUUUGCGGGCGAAAAUACUGCUCCAUUUUUAUUAUGCGUGUCACUCCUUCCAUAGGCAGUAGGAUUUGGCAUCUGCCUCAAAUUAACCUUUCCAUAGUAAAAAGCUCUUUGAAAUGCAACGAAAUUUAAUCUAAUGCAGCAGGCUUCUUGAAACAGCUAGAUUGAGUCUAUAUCUAUUAGACAUCUACUUCUUUACACUCUCUGUUCUGUCUGAAAGGUAUCUCUACUCUCUCUUCAGAUUUCUAUGGCAUAAGUAGAAACAACAGAGCAAUAACUUUGGUUGUUGCUUCUGUUUUUCAUUAUAAGCAUUCGGUUAACGCUGGAAAAGCAGGUUGUCAGUGAUUCAGAUUCUGGUGUUAAAACUUAACUGCAGGGCCAACUCAAGUGGGAGUUCUGCCUAAGUAAGGAUUAGAUAAUUGUACCAAAGGCAUUAGAAGUUUGCUUGAUUUCACUAAAGAAACAACUGUGAUAUUUUCGAAGUCUAAGUCCGUAAUUUACUGGAUCCUUUCACGAAAUAAGUCUUCGAGUCAUGAAAAGACUUGAGCUUUGUUUAAACAUUUGCACUUAAAGAAAGGAUGUUAAGACUUAUUUUCAAGGACAUCCCUUUGUAAAUAACAAAUGGUUGGAUACAAGUAUGUACCUGAAUAGCAUAGCCAAAUAUUGCAAAAAAAUAGAGACCGAAAAGAGGAAACUAUAAGCCAUUUUCUCUUUUGCAAAAUGGAGAAUUUGUUUUAAAAUUACAUCAAGAAGAGCUGAGACAAGCUCAGAUUGUUUGUAGGUAGCAACAUAGUGAAAAAGUUCAGAUUUGUUUGUCUGAAUAAACUCUAUGAUUGCUAGAGCAACCAAAGCAACGUAUGGUACAUAGCUACUACCUCUGAGCUACUGGACAGCUUCAUUAGAGAUACUCAUUCCUACCGAGAUAAAGAUCGGUUCUUGUCACUGAAUGCUCGUCUUAGAGUGGUUUCUCAGUCUGCAGACACACAGCAGUUUCAGUGUUGCACUGCUUUUGAAAUGAGAUUUGUUGCCUGUAAACAACAUCCUUCCCCUUUGUUUUUCCUCAUAAAAUUCAACGAAUCUAUGGAAAUGAAAUGUAAUUGACAGUUGGAUUUUAGUGGAAGUGAAGUAUUUACGGAGUGGCCAAUGUGCCUUAAAAGUAAUUUGUUUGCUAUAAAAUCAUUCUGUAAUCAUUAUAAAAGAAAUAAUGCUUCUAUUCUUCUUCUUUUUUUUUUUUGCAUUUCAAAAUGUCUAUAAAGAAUUGAUGCAGAUACUGAAUAUCUAUGCGCAGCAGCAUACUUAAAAAUGGGGCAUUUUCUAUCAUUUUAAUUUAUUUCUCAUCACAAUUACUCAUCUGAUUCAAUGCAUCAAGAGGAUCUUAUUUCUUCUGAGUUCAGUAAAAAGUAAUAUUCACUGUAACUGAUUCAAAGAUGUGCAGUAGAAACUCCUUUUAAGUGCAUUUCCCUCUGAAUUAUUGAGUAUAGAGGAUUUCUAUAAAAAUUGUUUUUAGUGUAACUACUGAAUAUGCUUCAAGGAAGUAAAAUGGGGCUGAUUUUCUUUCUUUUUUUUUUUAAUGUCGGUGUUCUAUUAUUACUUGUAAUAGCUGAAGACUGGAAUCUGUUUGUAACAUACUGUGUGUUGUCAACAUUUCAUAAAAAGUUACCAGCUCUGCGACUCACGCUGUGGUUGUGCUUCCACUGUAAGUUUGCUGAUAGCAUAUACAGGAAAAAAUAAUCAAUGAAGCUUU
This is a messenger RNA of Struthio camelus australis, 4635 nucleotides long. RefSeq names its product adrenoceptor alpha 2C (gene ADRA2C). Gene Ontology annotation, biological process: regulation of vasoconstriction; adenylate cyclase-activating adrenergic receptor signaling pathway; platelet activation. Gene Ontology annotation, molecular function: epinephrine binding; alpha2-adrenergic receptor activity. Gene Ontology annotation, cellular component: plasma membrane. The record is from RefSeq and is a predicted model, not a curated record. Lineage: Eukaryota; Metazoa; Chordata; Aves; Struthioniformes; Struthionidae.